Caenorhabditis angaria is the source of this 10228-nucleotide messenger RNA. The record is from the annotation of a GenBank genome assembly. NCBI's taxonomy places the organism in Eukaryota, Metazoa, Nematoda, Chromadorea, Rhabditida, Rhabditidae.
AUGCUUUGGGAACAAGCCGUCUUCAUUUUCCAAUUCACAAUCUGCAUAUUCGGCCUCAUUUCCCACUGGUUUUUCCUGGCCACCUCAGUUUUCAAGGCACAUCAAAGUAUUUUUCUGCGGGUCUAUCUAUUUUUCAUCAGUUUCGGUUAUCAAUGCAUCCUGGUUUCGUUUGUCGUGACAACCUUGAUUUGUCUGGGAGGCUAUGGAAGUUUUUUCGAAGUUCCGGAAUGUCGAGCUGAUCGGAUGAUUUCGCUGAUGGUUCAUCAUUUUGGAGAGUUUUCGGUCACUGCAUUUCAUGUGUUGGUUAAUAUUGGUGAGUUUUUUUGUGGAUCAGCUUACUGUAUUCAAAAAAAAUUUGACAUUUUUCCAAAUCUCCCAGUUUCUUGAGUACUGUAUUCUGAAAAUUUCAUUUCAAAAAUAAAUCUUGACUACAGUAACCCAGUCUUAUCGAAAACAAUUAAAAAGUGACCACAGGGAGAACGAAAUUUCAGAAAUCGAAAAGGCAGGCUAGACUACAGUAUUCUGAAGUGCAGAAUAAGUUGAGAAUCUGAAAAUAUUACGGGAGUAAAUUACAGUAGUAGCCCAAGGCUCUUUUUUCACACAAUUCACCUUAAAAAUCCAAAAAUCCAUGAUAUUUCAGACCGUUUCUACCUCCUCUGCCAGUCCAACAGAAAUCAGCGUCUCAGCCACAACUACAGUACUCCAAUAUUCCUUGUCCUCAACAUAUUCGCCUUCUCCACUUCAAUUUUCUAUGUCCACUUGGGUCGUCAAAUUUCAACCAGUCAAAACGCAUUCUACACCCUAAUGACUAUAACUUUCGCCAAUUUUCUACUGGAAUUCGCCCUAUAUUUAUACUCGAAAAAAGUGUUCAAAAAAACACGUGGCACUUUGGCGCUAGCAAAACGAUAUGCGAUUUUUUCGUCGCUGACGACAACUCGACGAUUUUUGCCUGCCUCGAUUUCGGGAAUAUUUUUUAAAAUUCUGAUUAUUUUGGCGUUGUAUAUUGGAACAUUUGUGGACGAUGAAUCAAAACCUCCGUUUUAUUUUUGUUUCAAUAUUGUGAGUUAACUUUCAGCGUUCAAAACAAAGUUUUACAGUAGGAUUUGAACUUUUAUUUUUGCCCAAUUCGAAAUCAGAACCGCCUUUUUUCAUUUUGAAUUUUUUUUUGCAGCUCUGGAACUUGGACGCCGCAUUUUUCCCGUGGUUCUUCAUAUUUUCCAACACGGCGUUUUGUUUGAGAAGAGGAAGGAAGGAUUCUUCUAGCGUGGGAACUGUGGUUGUGCAAAAUCAACAGGAAUAUUUUGAGGGUUUGCUCAACUCGUGGAGACAAUUUUGAGAUCAACAAUGAGAAGUUUGUGAUUUUUUUUUUGAUUUCUUGAAAUUUUUUUGUAUAAAACUUUGUAUAUUUUGAGCGGGUUAGUUUGCAGUUUGGGUUACUGUUUCUGUUUUACAGCUCGAAGUACUGUAGUUCUAAAAUUUCCCUAAAUUGUGAACAUCUGAUAAAUUGUGUCUGGUAAACCCGAAUUUUUGCAGCUCGGGUUACUGUAGAUCAUAGGCUCAAGAAAAUUUUAAUGUUCUAGUUUCCCGAUUUUUGUAGUCCGGAUUACUGUAGGAAAAUUUGGAUGUUUUGCAGUUUGAGAGUACUGUAGAUUUGAUUUGUUGGAAGUUGUCCUAGAACUAAUUUCACCUGGAUAACAUUUUUGCAGUUUGGGUUACUGUAGAUUUUAUAGCUUGGAUUUUCCAGAUUCAUGCUCAUUUUCAAAAGUUAUUUUUGCAAUUUGAAUUACUGUGGAUGUUAGUUAUUUUUUUUGUAGUUCGGAUAGUGUAUCUCAAAUUUAACUGGAGUUUUUGAUUUUUCAAAAAUCUUCUGAAGUUUAAAAAAAAUCAUCUUGCAGUUUUGCUUUUUUUUCAAAAUUCCAGUAGAAUUUCAAAGUUUUCAUUAUACAAAAACCAUUUUUUUAGUGAAUUUUUCUGCAAACCUGAAACUUCGGAACCUCUCACACACACAUUUUUUAACAUCUACAUAUAUAAAAAUAUAUAUUUGGCUGUGCACAAAUGCGCAUAGCCAGAGCCCGAAAAAAACGGCGAGAGGAGAGAAAAAAACGGCGAAAGAGAAGAAGGAGGAGGAGUACUAAUUAAAUUGGACCCUCUCUCUUUCUGUGUGUCCCCUUCCCCUAGCUCCUUUUUUUGCCUGCUUAUUUCCUCUCUCUGAAAAAUAUAUAUUGAAGAAGAAGAAGAAAACUGGAAGAAGCAGAAGCAGAAAAAGGCAGGCAGGCAGCGCAGAAUCGACGACGACGCGAGGCGGCUCAGAAUAACUACUGAGCUUCUUCUUCUUCUUCUCGUCGUUUUUUUCUCGUUUUUUCUUUUUUUUUGUCGUCGUCGUCGCCAGAUUGAGCGGCUUUUUUUGUGUGUUUGUGCAUCAUUUUUGUAUCCAUCUAGGUAAGCUUAUUCUGGAUUUAGAUUUGUACAUAGAUUCAAAAUUUGGAGUUCUCGGUGAUAUCACUAGUUUUUUGAACCCUGUGAUUUUCUCACAAUUAGGGUGCAAUUAAUUUUCAUUUUUAUUAUGGGUGAGCAACGUUGAGAGCCCUGAUCUUUCAGAGAUUGUUCAUUUUACUGGAGUUUUUCUUGAAUCAGUUUCUGAAUCAUUUUUGAGUAGGUUUUUUUUCAGAAAACUAGAAUUGUUUAUUUUUUUUUUUGGAAUAAACUUCAACCUACUCUGGAUUUUCGGAAAAAAAUCCUGUGGAGCCUACAAUUUUCACCUCAAAUUUUUUCAAAAGCUACAAACUUUGUCUAGUCAUCUGAUGAUUUCAAUAAACCCAUAGCCUACGAAUUUCAUCUCAAAUUAUUUGGAAACUACAAUUUUUUGUCUAGUUUUAAAAAUAUCAUGAUGAUCCAAAAAUGUUCACUAAAAUCUUCCAGCUUAAGAUUGAGCUUGAGAUUUUAGCUUUCCGGAAUCUUGAAAUCCUGUAAACCUUUGCGAACUUUUUAAAAGUUCAAAAAUUAUUCUGAUCUUUGUUGAAAAUUUUCAGAUUCCAAAAAAUUGGAUCAGAAAAAUCAAAUCAAUAAAAAUUCUAAAAAAUAUAAAAAUCUGGAAUAAAAUCAGGAUUUGAAAACUCUCAACAAUUCCUAUUGGGAGUCUGAAAAUCAAUUCCAAAAAAAAACUGAUUUUGAGUUGUUUCAAUUUUCAGACUUUAGAAAUUUUCCUGAUAAGUCAACCUUAGAAAUGACAAAAAUUCAUCAGUCUCAAACUUGAAGCACAUUUUUCAAGCUCAAUUUUUCCAGAAUUUUUCACACGACUGAAAAGAGCUCUGAUGAAUAAAUCUUCCGAUCAGAUAUUCGGCAAGCAAUGGCUCUUUUUUCUUUUCAAAAACUGAAAAUUCAAAAACUUCUGAAAUCAGAUUCAGUUACUGAAAAUUCGGAUUCAAAAUUCACCAGAGAGCUAAAUUUUCAGAUCAAAAAAUUCCAAGAGUCAUCUAGAAAAAAAUUUCCCACACUCUCCCGAAAAAAUCUCAGGCUGCUCUCUCGAUCAAAAAUCCAGUGAUCCUCCAGCUCUUGCUCUUUUCCCUCAUUCAAACACAUUUACACACACACGAAAAAAUUGUCGGAUGUUUACAAAGUAAAUGACACACACACACACACAUACAUACAUACAACACUCUUUUUUUUCAUCAUCAUCAUUUCCAUCUUCUUCUUCUUCUUCAUCACAUCUCAUAUAUGAUGAAGUAUGUAGUAGUAGAAGAGCUAAAUCUCUCUCUCUAGCUCUCUAGCCGACUCUCCACCGUUUCACACACUCUCUCGCCUCUCUUCCCACUAUUUUUUUCUUUUUUUUUCCUCCCGUUGCUCUCGCUCACUUACUUUGUGUGUGUGUUUGACUCAAACACAAUAUAACAUAACAUAAAAAAGUUCAUUCACUCGCUCUUUGCUUUUUUCUACCCUCUUAUGUUUUUUAGUUGGUUUUGAACCCUGGAUUUUUGAUUUUGGUCAAGCCUAGAUUUUCGGCCCUUUUUCUGAUUUUCAGACAGUUUGAUUAGUUUCAGCCAACCUUUUCAGAACUGAAUUUUUUCUGUACAGCUAAUUUUUUUAAGUUUUGAAAACUGAAUAAUUCAACAAGCUCAAGAUUUUAAGAAAAUCUUGAGCUUUUCACAUUUGAAAUUACCACGUGGCAACUUCAAACAAUAAAAAAUUAAUUUCUAAACUUCCCAAAAAAUUCCACGUUUUCAAAUUUUGAAAAAAAAAUUCCAAGCCUCAGUCAGGUCUUUUCCGCCAAGCCUAGAUUUUAGGCUAAGCCUAGGCCCAGAUUUUCCAUCAAGCCAAAAAUUUUGGUUAGGCCUAAGCCUAGAUUUUUUGUCCUCCCCCCAUUUCUCUAUGAAUUCAUCCAGAUUUUUUUUCCUGGAACAAAAAUAGUAGCAGCGAAGAAGAAAUUCUGAAGCGUGAGAAAAUCGAGCGCGCCGUUUUUAUUCUCAUAAUUUUUUGCUGCGGAGCGAGAAAGAGUUUUGCAUAAUCGAUUUGAUAAUCUCUCCAUUGUUAUCAGUUUUUUUCUUUUUUCUUUUGUUCGAAAAACUUUCAAUGUUUUUCUUUUCAAUUUUCAAGUGUCUGACUUUUUCAGAUAAUUCAGCAGAAUUUUUGAAGAUCAAGAAGAUCAUAGGGUUUGCUGAAAAUCGUGAACUAAACCCGAGCUUUGUGUUUUCCAAGAAAUAAUUCUAAUUGCAACUUUGGAACGUUUUUCUGAGAAUGAUUUUCAGUCAAAUUGAACUUUUCUGAAAUAAUUAUAGCCCACUGAUUUUUUCUGCAAAAUUUUAGUUUUGAUAAAAAUUUCCGAAUUUUUUAUGACCCAAAAAAUACUUCAAACAACUUUUAUGAGGCAAACGUUGACACGUCAUAACUUUUUUCAAUUCUGAUUUUUAUUUCAUUCAAACUUUUCCACGUCAUAACUAAUUCUCCAAAAAUCCAAAAAAUGUUGCUCCUUGCAGAAUUGAGAAGUCGAAGUGUUGUCCAGCAAUGCGACAAAGUGUCAAUGUCGACGUCGUCAUCUUCCACAACAAAAAGAUCGACGGCUAAUUCGAAUCGAACUCGAUCGCUGUGCACCACCAACAACAUCAAUUCCUCUCAAUCAAUCUCCACAUCUCAUUCCUCAAAUACAAUGAUGCGUGACUCGAUGGAAGAAUGCACUUCGGGAACAUCGGCCGCGUCGACAUCUUCUUCGGCGACCGCCAGAGCUCUUGAUAUGUUCAAUCGACGAGGUUCCGUGCUUGCUGUCGUUAUUGCAGGUGUGCUUGUUGUGCUUCUUCUUUUUUCGUUUUUUUUUGAUAAUUCAAAAUCUGAUUUGAUUUGAUUAACCCAAAAAAUUAUGAUUUUCGCUCACAUCAAUUGAUAUAAUCAGUUUUUUGCACGCGAAGUUUUGAUUUUCAAUAAUUUUCAAAUUUUUUAACAAAAAAUUUAAAAAAAAUGAAAGCCAAAAAAAAACAAAUUUCAGAAAGCCACGUGGCAAUAUUCCAAAUUUUCGAUAAAAACUUUUUUGUUUUUCUCAUGAAUUCAAAAUUGUUUUCAAGUUGAAAAUGCCACGUGGAAAUUUAGGCAGUCACUUGAAAAUUUGAGAUACAAAACAUUCCAAGUUAUAAAAUUCCCAAUGCCACGUGGCAACUCAAAAAAAUUUUUUUGAAAAAUUGAAAAAACCACGUGGAAAAAUAGAAAAAACUUGAAAUCAAAAAUUUGAACAAAUAGAAAUGCCACGUGGCAAUUCCCAAUAUUUAUAUUUCAAAAAUUUGCAUUAAAAUUUUUUUAAAACAAAUUUGAUUCCCCCAAAUGCCACGUGGAAGUAACUGCGUUUUAAAAUUUUCAAAUUCAUCCUCAUUUUUCUCAAAAUGCCACGUGUCAUCUCCCAAAACUCCCCCAUUUCCCCUUCCUCCCACAAAUCAGCAAUUCCUUCACAAAACCACCAAAAUCCAAUAAGGUUUGUUGUUUUCCCAGAGCCGAGCUUUUCCACCAUCUUUUUUCGUUUUCUCUCAUCCUCUACCUAACACAGUGUUUUUUCUCUUCUGACGAAAAAAUACUGGCACAAUUUUUAACGCGUGCGUGCUGUGUGUUUGCGGUGCACCUUGUUGAGUUAGGCUAAUUUUGAUUUUGAAUUUUUUCAUUUAUGAAGUGAAGUGAGACCUUAUCAGCAUAUAAUUUAAAGAAAAACGAGAUUUUUUUAAAGGUAACACAGCGGCCGAUGUUUUGCCAGGCGGAAGUGGCGUGCCAAAUCCAAGCAGUCAAAUCGCAAAUGAUCAGCCUUCCUCAACAAACUCAGAUCCCGAUUCGGAUUCAUCGGAUUGGCGACCGCCUUAUCCAAGGCUCACCGCAUUUCACGAUUGCCUAUCAAUAGCUUCAGCCUGGUCUCUAGGGCUUUAUCCAACCUGGUUGGAUGAUAAACCAACUGGAGCCAGCCAGGCACAAUCCCCAUCAGAAGACGAUUCCGGUGAUGGGAAAUUCAAUGAUCUACUCGCAUCCUGCCCGGCCUUCCGAAAUGAGCUUGGAUGGGAGCCGACUCGACGAGUUGCGCUAAGUCGACACACUUAUGAAUGCGCGGCGAUGGAAGCGCAUGAAUGUGAGACAUGGAUGAGAGAGCACGCGGCUGCUGAGGCUGGGAUUAUGGAGGAUGUGUCGAAUGUAUAUUUGGGAGGGAGAUUGUGUGCUGCACGGCAGCCGAAGACUGUUAUUGAACCGCAGGAUAUUGGAAGUUAUUAUUAUCGACAUUGUUUUGUUGGGCGACGUGAGUUCGGGAAAGGGGGUAUGACUUCUGGGAAGGUUCUAGAUGAAGUUAGGUGUUGUGAAUGUUCAUCAAGAUCCAAAUUUGUUCACAGUAUGACUAGAUGUUUUUGAAAAUUUAGAAAAACUCGACAAACUUCCGAAUAGAAGUUGCUGAAUUUUUAGUGAGAUCCCGAACUAAUUUUCAAGAUCUAGAAGAUUUUUUUUCUAGAAGUUAUAGAGUUCUGAAUCGUAUCACAAGUUCAAAACAAAACAUUCUGGACUCCAGGAUCCCUAAAUUCCUCCAAAAUUUUUCUAGUCUCAAAAUAAAUCCCAAAAAUUUUCCAAACUCACUAAAACAAUCUGAUAACCCAAACCCGGGGUAUUAAAAUUCGUCGAUAAGAAAAUCAACUUCCCAACAACAAAAAAGUCCUGGUCAAAGUCCUCACCGCAUUCCACACAAAAUUUCCAAAUUUCAGAACAUGUCGAAUACUUUGGUAUGGAUGAGAUCUUGGGACCGAUCGCGAUUUCAAUGGUUCGUGAAAACGUGGAUCGUCGUGAUCAAGGUGCCUCAAUCUACCGGAUGAUUAUCAGAGUUUCGGAUCAGCGGACAAUGCGAGUUGCGGUGCCGGAAGAAGCGUUGACUUCUCCAGAAGCUGCCGAGCGCUCAACAAGAUCUCUGAUGCGUGAACUCAUCGAGAUCGUGUGUCCUAGAAUCAGCUUCGGAAUUCUGCGCCCAUCAGUCGGCACACCUCGGGUAGAAGAACUAUUGAUGAAAAUCGACGAGCAACCAAUAUACACUCGGUACAAAGUCGGAAUCAUGUUAUGUAAAUCAGGUCAAUCGACCGAAGAACAAAUGUAUAAUAAUGAAACAUCUACGGGAGCUUUCGAUGAAUUCUUGGAUUUCAUCGGUCAACGUGUCACAUUAAAGGGAUUCGAAUCAUACAAGGGAGGUCUUGAUACACGUGGCGAUACCACAGGAACACACUCAAUAUAUGCAGAAUAUCAGGCUCAUGAGAUAAUGUUCCACGUGUCAACACUUCUACCGUUCACCCCAAGCAAUCGACAACAAUUGUCAAGAAAGCGGCAUAUUGGAAAUGAUAUGGUUACGAUUGUCUUCCAAGAACCUAAUGCUCUUCCAUUCUCGCCGAUCACCGUUCGAAGUCAUUUUCAACACGUGUUCAUCAUUGUUCGAGUGCACAACGAGUGUACGGAUAAUGUGACGUAUAGUGUGGCGGUGUCGAGGUCGAAAGAUGUGCCGCCGUUCGGACCACCUGUUCCCAAGGGAGCGUGUUUUAGCAAGUGUGCCGAGUUUCAUGAUUGGUUGUUGACCAAAAGUGUGUUAUGAGUUUGGGGAAGGCAUAUUGAACAUUUUGCCACGUGUCAUUUUCACAAAAAUUCCACGUGGAUUCUUCGGAAGGAGAAUUUUGUCUCUGGAUUUUUCUGAAAUUUCAAAUUGCCACGUGACUUUUAGAGCUCUAAAUUUUAGAUUACAUAUGACUCUAAUUGCCACGUGGAUUUUUAAAAAUUAACUUCUGGAGAAGCCACGUGUAUUCUUUGGAAAGAGACUUUGAAUUCUGAACAUGUAUAUUGCCACGUGGCUCUUCAAGUUCUAAAUUCUAGAUUUCAUAUGACUCUAAUUGCCACGUGGAUUUUUUUUUAAUCCUCAAGCCACGUGGAUUUCCAGUUGCAUUCUCUAAAAGAGUUUGCCACGUGGAUUGUUCCAUAAAUCCACGUUGCACUAAAACUUUACUAACUGCCACGUGGAUUUUUCAAAACAUAAAUUUCCAAAAAUUCCAGUUGUCAACGCCGAAAAUGCAGUGCAUCGCUCGAAAAAAUUCGCAACAAUGGCUGCCAGAACACGUCGUGAAGCUCUCCGAGAUCUCGUGGAAAACUAUGUUGGACCGCAUCAGAAUGAGGGAACUAGCAAGAUUGCGAGUGAGUUUGGUGAAAUCUAGGCUGGUGUUUCAGAGCCCAAUUAAAAUUCAUUUUUGAACAUUUUUGUUUUCAGCUGUAACCGGAAGAUUCUUGGGUGGAAGUGUGAAGCGAAAAGAGCGACACAAUCCGAAACCCGCUCAUAUUGUGAUGCGAGGAGCAUUGUCAUGGCUCGUAGAUGUUCACGAUUUCUCCACCAAUCAAAGGAUAUCCUGUAUCCUCGGAGUCGCUCAGGAUGCAAUAGUUCUACUAGAAAGACCCUCCGGAUCAGUGCUCUUCUCAACUCCAACUCAUUCGAUAAUCGGAUGGGCAAAUACAGAUAUGGGAUUGAAGUUGUACUACGAUCACGGUGAUCAACUCCUCCUCCGAUGCUAUUCUGAAAACGGAACUGAUCUAGAACUCAAUGAAUUGCUCCGACGAUUAGAACAAGUUACCAAAGGUGAUGAAGCUCGAGAAGUUGUGUUGCGUCGAUCGAAAACUACCGAUCAUUGGGGAUUCCAUGUUCAAGAUGAGGGAGUUGUGACAGAUGUUGAGAUGUAUCAAACCGCGUGGAGAGCUGGAAUCCGGCAAGGAUCAAGGAUCGUUGAGAUGGAUGCGAUGCCCGUCGCAACCUUGAGCUAUGAUAAAAUGUGCGACCAGCUAGCGGUUUCAGAAUGUGUUAGGCUACUAAUGAUUGCUCCAGCUCAGGAUGGAAGUCCUAGACGGGGUUGUGAAGACCCGAAUUGUCCUGCUGUUAAAGGAAUCGAGCAAAUGCUGACACCUGACGCUUUUGCAAAACAGCCGAUUACAUAUCAAGAGAUGUUCCGAAUGAAGAAUCGGGAAUAUGCAACCAACAGUGCCAGCAGUUCACCAGCUUCUAGUUUUGACGAGCGGACGUUUAGCUUUAGCACAAAUAAGAAAAGUCUAGAUGGGAGAACUAAUAAGUGAGUCAGGGCUUCUGAAGAAUGGUACCGCCUGGAUUUCCUAAUCUUGAGAUAACUCCAAGCAAUCCUAAUCUCUCUGAUUUCAGCACCAUUCAACGUCCCACCACAAUUUCCUCAACCAGUGUUCACGAACAAAUGUGUACCCUGCUGAACCCACCGAAAUGUCUGAACCGUGCCCAAUCCGAUGAGCAACUUCGAAGUCCACUCAUGGAAGAUCUCGCGAGGAAGGCGCCGCUCUCCGCGCGUGAAUCCACCAAUGAGCGCGAGAAUUCGGAGCUGGUGCGGAUACAGACGCAUCUGGAGCGCACUGUGCAGGAGAAGCGAGCGCUGGAAAUGUUGGCACAGCAGCUGAGGAAGCAGCUGAUUCAUGUGAGUUGUGUGGGAGUUUGGAAGUUCCACGUGGCGAAUUUUCGAGCUCCGAGAGCUGCCAAAAAUGCUCUCAACAAGUUUUCGAGCCUGCCACGUGGCUUUUCCACUUUUUUCCACCUAAACUUAAUGUUUCAUUUUUCAGGAACGUCAACAGCACGAAAACACCAAACGGGAAAUGGAGCGAUUGAAAAAACUGUAUGAAAAGAAGUGAUUUUUCCAAACUUCCCCCAGUUUCAGAUUCUAAAUUCAAUUAUUUUUACAGUUUCCAAAUGUGA